AUGUCGAGGAUCAAGAAAGAGGAUGCUGGCCUCAUGGAUCAAGACCGGACAGCCAAUGGCAUCCUGAGAAAAGCGGAGACAACAGUGCAGGAAUUGGCGUUCUAUUUUCCUAAGGCUUCCCCUAAUCCAUCUGCUGAAGCAUCCUUAACAAGGAAGAGAAUUUUCUUCAAGGGGAAAAGGCGCCCAGGAUGCAUAUCGAGAUGGAUUAGGGCGAGCUCGAAUCUCCGUUGUUUCGGCCCAGUGGUUCGAGUCGCUUUGAUGCCUUCCCGAGACCUGAUACUAGCUGGCACAUCGGACUCAGAUGAGUUCGUUCCUUUUGCUUACGUGACGUUUGACCACAGUGCAGAUGCGCAGAUCGUCGUGAAACAUGACGCCAUGCACACGAUAAUUCGUGGAGAUACUGAAG
This is a messenger RNA of Amoebophrya sp. A25, 406 nucleotides long. Lineage: Eukaryota; Dinophyceae; Syndiniales; Amoebophryaceae. The record is from the annotation of a GenBank genome assembly.